UUUAUUUUCCUACCUCUCCCCCCGCUUUUUCUCCCAGCGCCUUUGCUAUCGAUUCGGUCCUUGUUUUAGAGCCCUACGAGGCGGAAAAGUGAUUGUGGGAAUUGGGCAUGCCCUAGGGAAGGGACUGCUACUAUUGCUGGAUGCUUUCCGCCAACUGUGCUGUACAGAUGUUGGAUGUUCUUCACAGCGGCUGGUCCCAGCGGGGCUAAUGAGCUAGGUCGCUCCCCCCACACACACACCCACCCACAAGCGCGCGCGCGCGCGCUCCUCCGCCUGCUUGCGGCGUCUCCGGUGCAACUUUUGUAGAACUCGCCACCGAGUUGGCUGCUGUCUACGCGCGCGCGGGCGCGCCGCCGAAGUUCAGCCGAGCCGCUUCCCGCAGCCCGGGAAACCGACCCGCCUCCGGAUUUGCACACUCAUACACACACACAUUUUUUUUUCCCUCAGGUUGGUGGCGUUCGACGGCGGCUGGGCUCAGCGGCCGUGUGAAGACCAGGGGGUGAGCCUGCGAGAGCAGCGGCAGCAGAAAUCUGGGGCUCCUGAUGGAGGAGGAGGAAGUAGUGGAGGUGGCAGCGGAGGUGGCAGCGUCAGCUGCAGUCGACAGCGAGUGGCAAGGGGUUGCUCAGAAGAGAAAGGCCUGGGCGAAAAGCAGAGACUCUUGGCAAGCGUCGGAAGCGGAGCGACUCUCGCCAGAUCUGACCCCGGAGCAGGAGAUCGCCGGUGGAAAGUUGUCUUUGGCUGCCGAAGGAGGCAGUAUCCCAAAUGAAAAGAUUGCAAUAUGGCUUAAAGACUGUAGAACACCACUGGGAGCCUCUUUAGAGGAGCAGAGCAACCCAACUUUAAAAGGCAUGCUGGUGAGAAAUGGAGGAAGUUUUGAAGAUGACUUAUCUCUGGGAGCUGAAGCUAAUCAACUGCAUCAAAGCAGCGAACCAAUGGAAAUUUGCAAUGGUAUGCUGGCAAAGGACAAGAGACUCCAGUUUCAUCAGAAGGGGAGGAGUAUGAAUUCUACUGGCUCGGCAAAAAGCAGCACAACCGUCUCAAGUGUGUCUGAACUACUAGAACUAUAUGAAGAAGAUCCUGAAGAGGUCCUGUACAAUCUUGGAUUUGGCCGUGAUGAACCAGACAUUGCUUCCAAAAUCCCAUCAAGGUUUUUUAAUUCAUCAUCCUUUGCCAGGGGGAUAGAUAUCAAGGUGUUUCUGAAUGCCCAAUUGCAACGCAUGGAAGUAGAAAAUCCCAAUUUUGCUUUGACAAGCCGCUUUCGUCAAAUUGAAGUGCUCACUACGGUGGCCAAUGCAUUCUCUUCCUUAUACUCCCAAGUUUCUGGCACUCCAUUGCAGAAAAUCGGGAGCAUGAAUUCGACCGCUUCCAGUAAGGAGGCCUCCAGCCCUCCUCCUCUAGUGCGAAGCAACACUGCAAAUCGUUUAAUGAAGACCUUAUCUAAACUCAAUCUUUGUGGGAACCCGCAGACAGGGGAAGGCGGCAGCUGCACAACAACCUUGCCAGCUGAGAAGGGGAAAUCUGAACAUGGGAAUGAUCAAGCUGAGGUGAAAAAUGAACCCAAAACUCCCAAACACUUUAAAGCAUCUCUUCUGGCUACAGUAAAAGAGGAGGUACCUAGCAAUCAUCCCAGUAAUGCGGAGGUUCUUCAUUCCUCUGAACUUUCAGCUGGCACGAAUGCUGAGCAGAGUGACGCUGUGCCUCACGGAGAUGAGCAAAAUAGUGACUCUCUUGCCUGUUCAGAGAGACUCCAUGAAAAGGCUGCUGUUACGAACACUUCCGAUCUCGAGGGCGAUAUGGCAGAAUUGACCAUCUGUGGGCUCGAAGGAAACACCAACCUGCAGACUCCUACUUCAGCGUCAGAUCCAGAGCCUUGCACUCGGCUGGCAAACCCAUCCAUUGUCAACCUCAUGCUGCAGCAGAAGGACUCCUUCGAGAUGGAGGAGAUUCAAAGCACAGAGGGAGAGAUUCCACAUGUUUUUAACACGGGCCAGUUGGCUUUGACCAAAACCAAAAAAGACCAGCUAUUGCGAUCAGCCAGUCAGCAUUCUGACAGCAGCGGCUUUGCAGAGGAUUCUUCUACAGAGUGCUUCUUGCUAAGUCAGAUGCAGGGACACGAAUCGUUGCAGGCCAUGGGAAGCAGUGCCGACAGCUGUGACAGCGAGAUGACAGUGACGUCUUACAGUGAAGAACUCAAGACGCCCGUCGCUGAACAACAGGCUUAUUUUAAUGAGCUUGAUGAAGAGAAAUUCCUUCUCUCAGAAAUGGAGCAGCAAGGGAGGGAUGUGCUUUAUGGGACUAAUGCAGGGGGAGGCCAGAGAAUUCCAGGAGGUGGAGCUGGGCAAACUCAAAGUGAAGAAGGUAAAGGACUUGGCAAAGGAGAGUUCGUUAGAAAACAUGAAGAGGCUGAGUCUGGAGCACUGGAGGAAGGCAGUGGAGAGAGUGAUGCAGACAAAAGCAGCGAAUGUGAAUUUCCACCAUACAAAACUCACCAUAUACUUAAGUCAGUGGCCUCUUUGGAAAGCACCAGUUCAUCUCCUUCCUCUGUAGAAAAGGUUGCGAUUGCGUUGCAGAGAGCCCAAACGAAGAUCAGUGGUUCAUCCGAUUCCAGAGCUGGCCGCCCUCUGCUCCGAUCCAAAGACCUUCUCAAGCAGAGACAUCAGACGGCCGACCUCAGGCGCUCACAGUCCCUCCCCACUGUACUGCUAAACCCAGUGAGAGUCGUCUCCUCCGUCAAUGUCCAGCUAACCCCAGGGAAGCAAACACUGUGCAGCCCUCCUUCAUUCACUUACAAGUUUGACACACCUAAGGAAGGUGGGAAGGAGGAAAGCGAAGAUGAGCCCCCCAUCGGUGAGGUCCAGGACAGUCCCCCCAGGUGCACCUCUACCCUUUUCAUUCGUCCUUCAUCCGUUCGGAAAGAGUCUUCCCAGCCUGCGGCAAACAAAGGGAUGGAAGAGCCAUGUUGCAGCAGAAUGCAGGGUUGCCCUUUGCACCUCCCCACACACAUGUCUCAGUCGACGUGUUCGCUGCACUCAAUCCCUUCUGAUUGCCUGGACUUCCCUUUCUGUGCACGCAUGAGAACAUUCAGUGCCCACAGUAUCCCGAGCACCCCUGGGUCGUCGUGCGGCGCCAUGCCUUCCUCUCUGGGCUGUCCUCACGCACUGAGGCAUGUUGGGCACCCCCACCAGCUCCACUCCACCAGCUCGCCCUCCACGGUGGAAAUGCAACUCAGGAGGGUCCUGCAUGAUAUCCGAAGCUCUUUACAAAACCUUUCACAGAAUGCAAUGCUGAGAGGUCAUGACUUCACUACACCCCCUUACAAUGCCCAGAGAUCAUCCAUUCUACCUCUCUAUGAAAAUACCUUCCAAGAUCUUCAGAUUGUGAGGAGGAAUCUAAACCUCUUUAGGACACAAAUGAUGGAUUUGGAACUGGCCAUGUUGCGGCAGCAAACCACAGUUUAUCAGCACAUGACAGAAGAAGAAAGAUAUGAAGCUGAUCAGCUCCAAACUCUGAGAAAAUCUGUCCGUAUGGAGCUUCAGGAACUAGAAAUGCAGCUGGAGGAACGGCUCCUCGGUCUUGAAGAACAGCUAAGGAGUAUGCAUGUAUCUUCCCCUUUCAGGCAGCAAACGCUGAUGGGCAUGUAUGGAAGCAGAAGUGCUGACAAUUUGUCGUGCCCUUCUCCACUGCACGUGAUGGAACCGGUCUCUGAACUUAUUCGAGAGCAAUCAUUUCUGAAAUCAGAGCUGGGUUUGGGACUGGGAGAACUUGAAAUGGUGACACCUCCAGCAGAAGGCUCCGAAUCCACAUUUGAUCCGGGUGGAAAUUCCGAUUCCUCUUCCGUGUGCUCUAGUCAAGCUAGUAGAAAAGCUGGUGCACGUUCAUUGGAAAAGGCGAGGAGGUCCAAGCCCCAGGGUGUCAAACUCUACCGGGCAUCUGUGGCAUUGAUGCCCUCGCCGCCAGCGAGAGCAGGAGCAGGGCAGCCAGCAGAAUGCUCCGAGGCACACGCCACAGGCAGAGCGGAGAUGGAAGAGAAACUUGAAAAAAUGCCUCCUGCACCAGCGGCUGAAGACAUGCACAGGAGCAUAGAGGAGGAGGAACUGCAGCAAGUCAUCCGAGAGAUCAAAGAAUCUAUUGUCGGUGAAAUCAGACGAGAAAUCGUAAGUGGACUGUUAGCAGCUGUCUCUUCCCCUAGCAGAUCUGCCAACUCUAAGCAAGAGAUGCAGCCGUGAAUUGGCACUGCAGGGUCCAAGGACAUGGUGGAAUUCUCCUUGUGGAUCAUGUGGAUGGAAGUAUCUGUAGAGAGCAAAAGUGACAGCUCCUGUACGCAGCCCUUUGUGCUGUGCUGCAUUCACACUCCAGUUCCCGGUGUCGCGAACUGGACAAGCCCCAUCUUCCUGCAGCCAGCGCAAGACGGGGAACACUCAGAUUAUCUUGCAAGUCUUCGUAUUUAUUUGUUAUGUUCCUGCUGUUUCUUUGUGCAUAGUUUUAUUUCUGUGUAGAGGUGUGCCUCCUAAGACUUGAAAACUCCUAGACCCACCCCGUGUAUAAAUAGUCCAGAUUGUUAUUUUUCAACAACAGCAACAAGAAACACCACUGACCUCUAUGAGGUAUUUUUUAACUGUGCAAUAACUGAUUCACUCUGAGAGCUUGAAGUAACCAUUUCCACUGCUGUUAUGGAAUGCCAUUUCCAAAGAAGAGAAUAACCUAUUGUAAAAAUGGUUAGCUCUUGGAGAGGCUGUUUUUUGCCAAGUGUUUAGAGAAUUACAUGAACUUGCGUAGAACUACUAAAGAUGCUUACACUGAAAGCCUGAUCUUGUGCAGUAGACACCUUUAAAAAUGCUUUAACCUCCCUUUUUUCUUUGAAAUGUCCUUUGUCUUCUCAAAAAGUCUUAAUAUAUAACUAUAUAUGAACUACAUCUGAAUUAUACAAGGAGGUGUCUCUUUUCUCCUUUUAUAAAACAGGUCUAUAAAACACUAGCUUAAAACAAAAAAGUGGUGUACAACUUGAAGUGGAUUGAUCACUUUGGCUAUUAUUAUUGGGAAGGUAGAAGGAAAUAUUCUCCCACUUCAGCUGAUCUUUAUGUUGUGCUAUGACCCAGGGAAAUGACAUUUAUCACAACAGAGAAAAUUGGAAGUAGGCAGAGUUCUCAGUGUAUUGUUUAGCUAUGGGAUGCUAAGACAUUCAGAACAUAAUCUCUGCCACUGGGAUACCUUAUGGGUUGUUUGUUUGUUUGUUUUGAACUAAUUAAAGUUUUAAUAUUAUGUUGACAACAUAAUCAAUGACUAGUAAAACUGUAACAAUAUUGUAUGAGAAAGAUGGUCAAAGAGUUGUAAGUUUGGAAAAUACACAAGGGUUGAUUUCUUUUUAAAAAGGGGGCUAUUGUGCCAAUAAAAAUAUUUAUUUUGCCUACAAGUCUA
Varanus komodoensis (Komodo dragon) is the source of this 5415-nucleotide messenger RNA. It is a transcript of the gene ITPRID2, whose product is annotated as ITPR interacting domain containing 2. The transcript is spliced from 18 exons. The record is from RefSeq and is a predicted model, not a curated record. Bases 543 to 4226 code for a protein of 1227 amino acids. Gene Ontology annotation, molecular function: signaling receptor binding. Lineage: Eukaryota; Metazoa; Chordata; Lepidosauria; Squamata; Varanidae.